UCCGCCUCUUUUCGUCUCACGAAAAAGAAAAGGAACGGAGGAGAGUGGGUGACCGGAAGGAAGCGAUGGCGAUGGACCGCGUGCAGCUCCUCCUCGUCGGCCUCCCCGCGCUGCUCUUCAUCUCCGACCUCUCCCACAUCUUCGCGCCGCCGCCUCCCCACCUCCGCCACCCUCAUGGCCAACCCCCGCACCACCCCCACCCUCAUCCGCCCCAUCACCCCCACCCGCAUCCGCCCCACCACCCCCACCCGCCGCACCACCAUCACCCGGACCCCGCUGCCGCUGCCAUACUGAAGCCCAAUCUGGACGGAGGAGCUGGAUUCGGCACGACUGUGGAGCUGCAAUUCUGCGCCUCCUGCUCGUACAAGGGAAAUGCAAUGACCAUGAAGCGCAUGCUGGAAACAUCAUUUCCUGGCAUUAAUGUUUUCUUGCAUAAUUAUCCGCCAGCCUUCCCCAAGCGGGUACUGAGCAAAAUCAUGCCAGUUAUUCAAGUUGGAGCCAUUGCAACAAUAAUGGCUGGUGACCAGAUUUUCCCCAGACUUGGCAUUACUCCACCUCCAUUGUUUUACUCGCUACGUGCCAAUAGAUUUGGAACGAUGGCGACAAUUUGGCUAUUUGGCAAUUUUGCCCAGUCUUUCCUACAAAGUUCUGGUGCCUUUGAAGUUUACUGCAAUGGAGAUUUGGUUUUCUCGAAGUUAGCCGAACAGAGGUUCCCUAGCGAGUUUGAGCUGCGUGAUCUCAUCGGCAGCAGACUGCCAUCUUCUCCAUUCGGGAAAAACAUGGGAAACGCCUUGUCUUAGUCGAUCAGCGCCAACGUAUCUCUACUAAACGCCUUGUCCUAUUUUACGGUUAGCUAUCUGAUGUUGAUCCUAUCGAACUCCACAGCUUGCCUUUAAACACUAGCUUCCGAAUAUGUGUGUGGUUUGUAAAGGUCCUAAAAAAUAACUUGGCACGAGACAGUGACCGACAGCGUGACGCUGCUGUAUGAACACCUCACACCUGUAUGGUCGUGAUUGCCUGAUACUGCUAUGCUACUGGUAAAAUCUCCAGAAUCUUCGCGCGGAA
Hordeum vulgare subsp. vulgare (domesticated barley) is the source of this 1065-nucleotide messenger RNA. RefSeq names its product selT-like protein. Gene Ontology annotation, biological process: cell redox homeostasis. NCBI's taxonomy places the organism in Eukaryota, Viridiplantae, Streptophyta, Magnoliopsida, Poales, Poaceae. Gene Ontology annotation, molecular function: thioredoxin-disulfide reductase (NADPH) activity. Gene Ontology annotation, cellular component: endoplasmic reticulum membrane. The record is from RefSeq and is a predicted model, not a curated record. The coding region runs from base 66 to 800 and encodes 244 amino acids. The transcript has 4 exons.